This is a messenger RNA of Tuber melanosporum (Perigord truffle), 1223 nucleotides long. RefSeq lists its product as uncharacterized. Gene Ontology annotation, molecular function: beta-phosphoglucomutase activity; sugar-phosphatase activity. The transcript is spliced from 7 exons. Bases 153 to 932 code for a protein of 259 amino acids. The record is from RefSeq and is a predicted model, not a curated record. Lineage: Eukaryota; Fungi; Ascomycota; Pezizomycetes; Pezizales; Tuberaceae.
ACCAUCAUGAAUGUCCCCGAGCCUUGCAUUCCUUAACCAAUUCCUUUUUCCCCCUCUUCAAGAUUUCGUUACUGAAUACACAGGCAAACUUUAUUCCAUUUUACGCUUCAUUCCAGUCUAACCUAAAAGCCAAGAACAUCAAAGACAUUAAUAUGACUACCAACCACUUCUCGAAAGUUGUCCCUGUUGCGAAGAAGUAUGCAGCUAUCUUGUUCGAUUUGGACGGUACCCUUAUUGACUCUACGCCUGCGGUAAUCGCACACUGGAAGCAGUUUGGAAAAGACUAUGGUAUCGAUCCAGCCUUGAUCCUUGCCACAUCUCACGGACGACGAACGAUCGACAUCGUCAAGCAGUGGAGACCAGAGCUUGCAAACAUGGACUAUGUCCGUGAGGUCGAAGGCCGGAUCCCGAAAGAGCAUGCAACGGAUGCGAAGGAACUGCCCGGCGCCAGAACAUUAGUAUCGUCGCUCAAUAAGACCGGAGCAAAGUGGGCCAUCGUGACCUCGGGAACCUCAGCCCUAGCAGAACCAUGGAUCAAGCUCAUGGGGCUCCCACGCCCAGAAGUUUUUGUGACUGCCGACAAAGUCGCCAAUGGAAAGCCAGAUCCGGAAGGUUAUCUCCUGGCCCGUGAGCAACUGGGCCUUUCUAUGGCCGCAGGUUCUCUCGCAGACGUGCUCGUGGUAGAAGACGCACCCGCCGGGAUCCGUGCUGGGAAGGCAGCCGGCUGCGAUGUCCUCGCGCUGCUCACCACACACUCAUGUGAAGAGGUUGAGGCGGCGGGCGCAGACUUUGUAGUCGAGGAUCUAGAAAGCGUGGAGUGGGUGGGGAAGGACGAGGAUGGUGUUUUGCUCCUGAUAAACCCUUCUCCUCCGCCGACGGCUUUUGCGCUCCCGUUGGAGGCGAACCCGGUCAAUGAAGUAGUGCCCAAUUAGAUAUUCGAGUAGAGGGGGGGAUGUUUCUGCGAUCUUCAGAGGGGAUCAGGAACAGAUAUCUUUUUGUUACCCCACUUUGACGAACUCACUUUCUUUCCCGCCAAAUACCCCUGUUCAUCAUCACCCGCCGGUUUUCAUCGUGCUGAAGACCGUAACUGAAAGAGGAGGCGCUUUCACACGAUUCAAUAAUAUUUAUGUACGAGAAAGAUAGAGAGAAUCUUUCGUGGGCCCCGAAGGGUGGGGGGGAAAAUGGGAUGACAACUAUGUGGAAAUAUAUUCAAUUCAGAUUUA